Messenger RNA from Otolemur garnettii (small-eared galago), 1077 nucleotides. It is a transcript of the gene GPR148, whose product is annotated as G protein-coupled receptor 148. Lineage: Eukaryota; Metazoa; Chordata; Mammalia; Primates; Galagidae. Gene Ontology annotation, molecular function: G protein-coupled receptor activity. Bases 1 to 1077 code for a protein of 358 amino acids. The transcript has a single exon. Gene Ontology annotation, biological process: G protein-coupled receptor signaling pathway. The record is from RefSeq and is a predicted model, not a curated record. Gene Ontology annotation, cellular component: membrane.
AUGGAGGGCAAGCUGGCACCCUACCCUCUGGUUCCUACAGCCUGGCCAGCCCCAGUCCAGCUUGUCAGCAAUACACCCUCCAUGUCCCAGGCAGCCAGCAACACCUCCCUGGACCUUGGAGACCUCCGAUGGCCCAGCUCUUUGCUGCUCUGGCUCAGCCUUCCCUCGAGCCUGCUGACUGUGGCCACACUAGCCCUGAGCCCUCUGCUGCUAGUGACCAUCCUGCGGAGUCAACAGCUGCGGCAGGACCCCCACUACCUGCUGCUGGCCAAUACCCUGCUCUCAGACCUGGCCUACCUUCUCUUCCACACAUUCAUCUCCUCCAGCAACCUGAGCAGCUGGGAGCCAGGCCGCAUUGCUUGUGGCAUUCUCACAGAUGCUGUCUUUGCUUCCUGCGUCAGCACCAUCCUGUCCCUCACGGCCAUGGUGCUGCACACCUACCUGGCAGUUGCUCAUCCUCUGCGCUACCUCUCCAUCGUGUCAUGUGGGGCUGUGCGGAAGACGGUGGCCCUCAUCUGGCUGGUGGCUUUCUCCUUCCCCACGUUUCUCCUUUGGUUCAGCAAGCGGCAGGAUGCCCAGCUCGGGGAGCAAGGGGCCUCGUGCAUCCUGCCGCUGAGCCUAGGCACCGGGGGCCGUGCCUCUCUGGUCCUCGUCACCCACAUUUCCAUCCUGUGCCUGCUCUUCCUCUGCACGGCCCUCAUUGCCUACUGCUUCUGGAAGAUCUAUGCGGAAGCCAGGACAUCCGGCAUCUGCACGAAGGGCUACUCCCGGGCCAGGGGCACCCUGCUCAUGCACUCGGUGCUCAUCUCACUCUAUGUGAGCGCAGGGGUGAUGUUCUCCCUGGACACUGUGCUGACCAAGUACCACCACAUUGGCACCAAGACUCACGCAUGGCUCCUGGCAGCCAACGGCGAGGUGCUCAUGAUGCUUCCCCGUGCCAUGCUCCCCUACCUGUACGCGCUCCGCUACCAGCAGCUGCUGGGGCUGCUCAGGGGCCUCUUCUCAGCCAAGAGGCACAAGACCAUCUUCACCAUGUCUCAGAACUGCCAAGUACACAGCUGGGCAGGCCGAGGUUAA